Molecule: messenger RNA, 1314 nt
Organism: Melampsora larici-populina 98AG31
Lineage: Eukaryota; Fungi; Basidiomycota; Pucciniomycetes; Pucciniales; Melampsoraceae
Exons: 2
Coding region: 1-1314 (437 amino acids)
Source: RefSeq, a predicted model, not a curated record
AUGCCUCUUAAAAGGCCUAUUGAAGCCAACUCGCAAGUCACUCCUGAUCCGAAGAAAACUAAACUCGACUCUUCAACCGGUCAUUCUCAAGAUGAGCAGGUUCCUCAAUCAGUCCAGGAACCUGCCCCUACCGGCCUAUGGAUGAUGGCUCAGUCUCCUCUUUUUGGUCUCACUUCGGCUUCGAUUGAGGCAAACAAACUUGUGACACAAGAUGUACCCCAAGUUUACCGGGCUGCGAUCAACUUGCUCUUUCGGCGCAAACAAGGCAUCAAUUUGCCGGCCAAGCCCCCUGUCCAGGAAGCAGAGGCUUUUGGGGUGAAAAACAAGUUGUCAGUUACCAAGUGGCUUGCCAAAAACCCCAACUCACUCCUUGUGCGUAGUGCUGGCGAAGCGCCGUGGCAUCGCCCCGACAUUUUCAACUUCACCUUACCCGACUACGAGCUGGCAACUACCAUGGAUGCCACAGCUCAAACCUCCUACAUGCACGAGAUUCUGGGUUUGUUCUACAGUCCAGGUGCAAAGCGGAUAAACCAGGCGGUGCGGAUGAUAGUUGCAGCUGUUACAUUUGCCCGAAUGGACACCAACGAGCUUCCGGUGGACUACACUCUUCCUGAAGUUCAAUUUCCAAACCAAAACAUCGGGCAGUGUCUUCAAGCUGCUCAUCACUUCAAAAGCCUUCACGAGACUAAGCAGCAAACUCAAACUGUUGCAGAGUGUAUGGAAGUGAUGUCUGGGAUGGUCAAUCGUCUUUACACAGUCUUUGAGGCCGUUGCCAGUCUACGAGCGAAAUUUCACCAUGCUUUGCAUCUCAGUCGAACACCAGCUGAUAGACACGACCAGCUCCUCUCAGAAUACGAGGCAAUGACCGAAACACUGGGUACAGGCUCCAUCCCGUCUCAUGUUCUUGGACCUCUGGUUGCUUUUCUAGUGUCUGGUGUAAAAGGUCUCAUGAUUUUCCCGCACGAUAGAGGGCGAUAUGGUCCUGUGAAACUCUCUCAUUUCCUGGUCCUAGUUAAGGAGAUGCAUGGGCAAGCACCGAUUGAGGAACCCAUCUGGAAAUACACCCAAAAGUACAUCCUGGAAACAAUGGAAAAAAUCUUUUUCCCCACAGGUUUUGACCCCUCCAACCUCAAUGAUGUUGAAUGGGAUGAGCAUGAAUUGUCCAAGUUCCAGCUCGCCAAAGCGCUGGAAGUAGACCUUUAUAACUUUUGUGUGAAUAGGCAAAAAUUCUCUGGCGGUGAGAUUUAUAAAGACGGUCUGUUUGACCUACCGGACAUUGAAGUUGGCAAAGAUCUUAAUAAAAAGAAAAAAUAA